AUGGAUGACAACAAUACAACUGCACUUUCAUUGGAGGCACCGCUGACCCUUCUGCAGCUGAUCAAGCAGCUCAGUGCCACACCAACUAUCCCUGCACAGAGAACCGCCGAGGAAAUUGCCCAGGAUGGCACUUUGGAUCCCCAGGCUGCCCUCCGCGCAAACAAGGAAGUCUUCUUCUUCCGCUUGGAACGCGAGAUCGAGAAGGUUAAUGCCUUUUACCUCCAAAAAGAAUCAGAGUUCUCGCUACGACUUAAAACAUUAGUCGACAAGAAGCGCGUGGUCCAAACCCGGACCGUCUCCAACUCCAAGGCCCCCUCAAAUUUCGUGGCUCUCUUUGAGGGCCUCCAGCAGUUUGAUGGCGACUUAAACAAACUACAGCAAUUCGUGGAGAUCAACGAAACCGGCGUGUCCAAGAUUUUGAAGAAAUGGGAUAAAACCUCCAAGUCCCGCAUGAAGGAGCUCUACCUACACCGCGCAGUCGAAGUACAACCGUCCUCCGUGAUCUCGCAGACCGAGCGACGACGGCUAGGUUGGAGCUGGAGGCGUGGGCGGAGGGGAGAGAACUUGCAGUUUGACACGUCUCGGCCUUCAGAUCGCCCGGCGCUUACAUUUGGUUCUGAGGAGGAGGAGUUGGACCAGCAAGUCCUGCAGUCUGCUUCAACUGGCAAUCUUCAAAACUUGCGCGAGUGGUUGGUGAGGCUGGCUUCUUCUGCGGACGCUCGUGACCGGGCGACUCGGACUUUCCUGACCGCUAUCAAUGGCUUCUCGGACGAUGUCCUUGCUCUGCUUCUGGAGAGUGGACUAGUUGAUAUCCACGCAGAAGAUGAUAUCAACGAGCGAAAUUGUCUGCACGAGGCGACCAUCUCCGGGCGAGACUUUGUUUUCAAGGCCGGACUGGCAGCCGAGGUCGACAUCUCUCGCUCGGAUGUAUAUGGGCGGAUCCCUCUGCAUUAUGCCUGCAGGAAUGGCAGAGCGGAGAUGGUGCGGGAGCUGCUGGCUGCGGGACCGCAUACGGUCGAUAUGAUGGACCACGAUAACUUCACUCCUUUGAUCCACAGUAUUGUCAAGGGCCAACUAGCGUGUGCUGAGCAAGUGCUGAAAAGCAACGCUCGUAUUGAUCCGACCUCCGAGUCGGAUCACAUUCCCCUCAAUCUUGCCUGCCAACACGGCUCUCUCCCGAUCGUCAAGAUGCUCCUUGAGCGUAAGGCGCAGGUUUUGCCAGAUGCAGAGGGCCUCUAUCCUCAACAUAUGGUUGCGCGCGCCUCGCAAUCACCAGAGCUUCUUUUGCUUUUGAAGCACCACGGAGCCGACCUUGAUCAACGAGACAAGCUAUACCAGUGGACGCCGCUGUUUCACGCGGCGAGCGAAGGCUGUGUACCAUGCUUGCGCACAUUACUGGAAGUUGGAGUGGAUGCAAAGGUUGCAGACGAGAAGGGCCUCUCAGCUAUGUACUACGCAGCUUGGGAGGGGCAUCUUGAGUGCAUGCUCCUGCUCUGGGCCCAGCCUUCCCAAAACCCCACGUCGCGGGGUCCACUCGAUAUCUUGAAUGGUAUACAGUUCCAGGACCCCAUGGUAGAGGACAGCAGUGCCUCUAGACGUGCCAGUGAGGCCGAGAUGGACAUGGCUGAUGGCAUUCCCGACCUCGAACUCCCCCCUCCUAUUAUUCCUCUCCGACGGUACGGCCACAACUUCCUCGACAAGAAGGUGUUUGUGCAACUUCUUUUCGACCAAGGUACGCCUGGCUCGAUUACAUUUGACCAGUCAGGUCGUCAUCCUGCCGCCCGCCUGACAAUCUCCUCCAAACUCUCCGACCUUAUCCCUCGCACAAUUGUACUACCAAUUCAAGAAGACUCUCGCUCAAUAUCCUUCCACGUUGACAAAUUGGACACCUUCACUGUGGACUUUGAGAUUUUCCCUACCUUUGGUUCCAAAGUCAUUGCCAAGAGCGUGGCUUUGCCGAUCAAUUUCCGCGCUGAGCAGUCUAGCACCGGAUCUUGCUGCUUACCACUCUUCGACCCUCGCCUGCGGAGCAUCGGUCAGCUGCGGUUCAACUUUCAGGUCAUUAAGCCAUACCACGGCGACCCCUUGGAAAUUACGCACUUCGCGACAUACUGGAAGGCCACGAGCGCACUGGACUCUGAGCACAAUGGCUUUGUCACUGGCUCUAGUUUGUCAGGUGAUUAUGUGCAGCUCUUUAUCCAAUUGACCCGGGACCGUGUGCCGGUACUAUACCCUCAAUUCACGAUCGACCACCACGGCAUUGACAUCCCAGUUUCGCAAUUAUCGUACGCUCAGUUCCAGAGGAUUGGCCUCGAACGAGGUGCCAACCCUAGUGAAGUCGCCGAGUACCUGCAGACCAAGGCGGCUGGCAAUAUGCCACAAGCCCACCGCAUCUUGGCGGCAUCCUUUAUGUCUCUUCGCGAUGUCCUGCGUGACUUGCCCAUCGCCCUCAAUGUCAACCUCUCCAUUCUCUACCCGUCUGCCGCCGACGAGAAGGCGUUGGAAAUGAACUCUCUGGCCGAUGUCAACAGCUUUGCUGACCGAAUUCUGACCGAAGUCUUCGACCACGCCCGUGUGGCCCGCGAGACGAACCCCGACUUUAUGCGUUCCGUCGUGUUUACCUCCUAUAAUGCAAACAUCUGUACCGCGUUGAACUGGAAGCAACCGAACUACCCGGUGCUCCUGUGCAACGACCUCGGACAGAUCCGUGACCUGGCUCGUCGCAACGUGGACUCCAUGCCUCACGUGGACAGCAGCGGACGGGACUCAAUGUCAAUCAAGGAAUCAGCCCGGAUAGCCCAAAGCAACAACUUUAUGGGCAUAAUCUGCCGGUCCAGCCUAUUGAAUGUUGUUCCCGCCCUCGUGGAAACAAUCAAAGAACUUGGCCUCGUCUUGGUCGCCGAUACCUCUGACGAAACGGGGCAUCCGGAAGGCGAGGCUCCCCCCGUCACCAGCGCACUGGGCGUGGCGGACUGGGCAUACCGGAUGCCAGACGGUGUAAACGGCGUGAUGAAAGCAAACGGGAUCUUGAGAUUCAACGAUAUGAUCGACAUGUAA
Messenger RNA from Penicillium manginii, 3057 nucleotides. RefSeq lists its product as uncharacterized. Gene Ontology annotation, biological process: glycerophospholipid catabolic process. The record is from RefSeq and is a predicted model, not a curated record. The transcript is spliced from 6 exons. Gene Ontology annotation, molecular function: glycerophosphocholine phosphodiesterase activity; protein binding. NCBI's taxonomy places the organism in Eukaryota, Fungi, Ascomycota, Eurotiomycetes, Eurotiales, Aspergillaceae. Bases 1 to 3057 code for a protein of 1018 amino acids.